AUGAGCCGCAAGCGGUUGCGAUCGUCCGAAGCGGUGCAGUAUUGGCUGAUGAAGUCGGAGCCUGACAAGUUUUCGAUCGACGACCUCAGGGCGAGCGGGCGCUCUGCGUGGGACGGCGUGCGCAACUACGCGGCGCGAAACAACAUGAAGGCAAUGAACGUCGGCGAUCGCGUCUUGUUUUACCACAGCAAUGCGAAGCCGCCCGGAGUGGCGGGCCUCGCCACGGUGGUGCGGACGGCGUACCCCGACCACACGGCGUUGGACCCAGCGUCACCGUACCACGACGCAAAGGCGACGAAAGAAAAGAACCCCUGGGAAAUGGUCGACGUGCAGUUUGAGGAAAAGUUUUCUGCAUUGCUCUCGCUGGAACGGCUAAAGGGCGAGAAAAAACUGCGUCAAAUGCAACUCUUCACAAGGGCUAGGCUGAGUGUACAGCCCGUAACGAGAGGUGAGUAUGAACAUAUUUGCUGGCUUGGGCGUGGGGGAGAAGGGGGAGGCCGGUGA
Molecule: messenger RNA, 504 nt
Organism: Trypanosoma conorhini
Lineage: Eukaryota; Euglenozoa; Kinetoplastea; Trypanosomatida; Trypanosomatidae
Product: thymocyte nuclear protein 1
Exons: 1
Coding region: 1-504 (167 amino acids)
Cellular component (GO): nucleus
Source: RefSeq, a predicted model, not a curated record